AUGGAUUCUGUAAUAUGUUUGGAUCAUCUACCUUCUGUUUAUUAUCAUUUCGGAUUUGGAUUUGUUGCGUUAUGGAAUUUCAAAGAAAUAUCCGAGAUUUUCGCCCUCUUUUUGCUGAUUUCCUUCGGCUUCAAAUCCUUCUCUUCUCUCUGGUUUCCAAUUGAUAUUUCUAGGGUUGAUAGAUCAAAAAAGGUCAUUGAUCCGAAAUUGAAGCGAAAAUCAGAGGGGAAGCAUGCCUCUGUAUCGGAGAGAAGGCGAAAUUGCGAUUCGGAGGUGUCGGCAUUGAGGAAAUUGGUGAAGAUGGAGCGGCGGAGAGCGGAUGCAGCUCUGGCGGAGGUGGAGAGAGAGAGGGCGGCCUCUGCCACGGCGGCGGAGGAAGCGAUGGCGAUGAUUCAGCGGCUGCAGCGCGAGAAGAACUCGAUCGAGAUGGCAGCCAAUCAGCAGCGCCGAUUGUCGGAGGCGAAACACGUCCACGAUGAGGAGGUGAUUCAGUCGUUGGAGUCGCUGGUGUGGAGUUACGAGGCGGAGCUCGGCUUGCUGCGGCAGCAGCUCGGCGGCGGAGUGGAGGAAUCGCUUUUCUGUUUGUCACCUUAG
This is a messenger RNA of Salvia hispanica, 594 nucleotides long. The record is from RefSeq and is a predicted model, not a curated record. NCBI's taxonomy places the organism in Eukaryota, Viridiplantae, Streptophyta, Magnoliopsida, Lamiales, Lamiaceae.